AUGAAUGAGAACGAGAGUGGGCGUAGUCGUAGUGCUACGCCCAACAACAGCGAGACCCGUGGUCUACAACAGCCAGAUGGACCCAAACAGGAGAUGGACGAAAUGGUCAAAAUGCUCCUUUCCAAAGACGCUCAAAUUGAGGAAUUAAAUAAGAAAAAUGCAGAACUAAUGACACAAAUCAUGAAAUUAACCAAUACAGUGAAGACAAUACGAGAACAAAAAUCUUCAUUCAUCAACGAUCAGAAGAAAGACCAGAAAAGAAAGAUACAGUCGGUCUUGGAAUUUUCUUCAGAUGAUAUUUCCGACGAUGGACGGACUGCUAAUACCAGGACGCUUCAGAAUAUCAGCGGGGUGAAGAUUAUUUUACUGAGUGUCGAAUUCCAACGUGCUAUCAAUAUCGAUAGCGGAAUAAGAAUCGUUCCAAAAACUGUGGAUGAUUACCGAAAGAUCAUCGACAUUUUCAAUGACCAUAAUUUUCCACCUCACACUUUUGCAUUGCCUGAAGAAAGAAAUAUCCAUGCUAUCAUACGUGGUGUACCAAUUCACUUUUUGGAUAGCGAAAUUAAACAUGAAAUAGAAAGCCUUGGGUACUCUCCUCUAGACUUAGUCAGACUAAAAAAGAAAGGUGGCGUACCCAUGCCGCUAGUAUGCGAGGUACUGCCAAAAUCAGAAUCCAACAAACAAAUUUUCAACGAAUCAAUUCUCUUUGGUCUAUCAGUUGCCGUUGAAACUCAGAAAAAUACCGGUAUGAUUGGGCAGUACCAUAGUUGUCAGCGAUAUGGCCACGCCCAAAGUUACUGCACUGCUAAACCAAGAUGCGUAAAGUGUGCUCAGGAACAUUUUACUCACCUAUGUCCAAAAAGAAAAGAAUAUUCUAAAAAUGUGCGAACAGCACAGUUUGCAAGUUUGUCCCUAAAAGGCACAUAA
This is a messenger RNA of Acanthoscelides obtectus, 927 nucleotides long. The record is from the annotation of a GenBank genome assembly. Lineage: Eukaryota; Metazoa; Arthropoda; Insecta; Coleoptera; Chrysomelidae.